AUGACUUGCGCGCCUUCGCUCUUCCUCCCUUCGCUCUCUGUCUCUGCUUUGCUAUCGCCCAUCCAAAUGUCGGUCUCUCCUGAAAAUGACACUAACUCAGUACCUCCUUCGAGCAGGGCCAGUCGAAGCCAGUUCACUCCUACCCCGGCUCUGUGGGCAUACCUCCUCCACAAGCCCGGGUCUUCGCAGCGCACGCCCAGUGGGACAUCUUUCCCUGCAAACACACAGAUAGCACCGGUAGACAAGGCUGGGACCUCAACGCGCAUACUCUUGCAUGACACCCAUGCCCGACUAGAGACAUUCUCGGAGCGCGCGGGUAAGCUCGCGGACGGUGUUGACAAGGCGCAGCAGGCCCUCGUAAGAGCACAGCAGGAAAUGGAAAGCGAGAUGGAGAAGAUGGGAGAGCACAUUGGGAAACUAGUCGAGCGCUAUCGCAGCGACAUUGAAAAGAAAAUCGGCGAACCUGCACAGGCGUCCGCUCUGUCCGAUAUGCGAGCUGAGCUGGCCACAACACGAGCCGAGCUCACUGCGACAAACCGACGAUUCGACACUGUCGACGCGAAAAUGACCUCGCUCAACGCGCUCGCGCAGACUCAGUCGCAGGUUCUGCAAAACUUGCAAGAACACCAGAUGCGCGCACUGGAACAGCACGCUCAGGUCGUCGCACUCAUCACGCCACUCGUUCCUCUUCUGCAAGCCAUUCCCCUUCAGGUGGAGGUUGCUCGGAAUGCCGUGAUCGAAGCCAUGCAAAAACGCCCAGUCUCAUGCGCAUGUUCAUGCUCUUCGUCCCACGCCUCUUCUCGGUCAGAGCUACGGUCUAAUCGUUUAUCCUCGCCUUCAUCCGUAGAGGGAAAUGAAGCAGCUCGGAGAUCCAACAACACCUCAUCCCUCAAAAGGCGUCGCAUUGAUGACUCGAUGGCUCCACCUGCCAGUGUGGUACAUGCACGCGCCUUUUCUGCUGCAUUGCCGCCGCCCUCUCCACGUCGUCAAGCGACUCCAUCGUCUGUUCCGAGGCAUCCUUUCCCGGCCCCUCUCCUUAGGCUGGCAUCUCACUCACUACGUCAUGCACAAUCAACCGCACCAAGGCGAGAGCAGGGGACUACAGCUGCCGCUCUCGAUCGCACGCAGCUGCUGCGCCGCACGUCGUUACGAGGUCCCGCUCACCCUAGUCGACACGAUCUCACCGAGACGCCCAUGUCUGUUUCUCGGGAUCUUGGUGUGACCCCCAACCAAAGGCAGAACUUAUCCUCCGGGCGUGCGCGAGGCACUCCUGAUCCCUGUCAAUUUGUUCAAGGUUCGUCCACGGCUACAGUUUUGGUGGCUCAUAAUGCUCCAAUGGAGCGCGAGGGAGGUCCACGAAUGGAUCAUCGAUCACCUUUGUUUGGUGGACGAAUUCUCCGCUCCAUGCAGGCAAGGUUGUCCACACCUAUACCACACCGCUUUCCCGACCUUCGGGCUGGUGGUAAACCGCGUCACUCCUUCCGAGUCCCGGGGAUGCAGACCGAUGAGCAUGGGCGUUUGUCAACAGCAUACCACACGGCCUCGUCAUUCCCACAGACGGAGGAAACACUUCUACCACCCAGCUUGCGUGAACGAAAGCGCGAAAUUUUGAAUCUGCCAGAUGCCCCAAGGAGACGCUUCAUCCCGUUAGAAGAUGACGAUGAUCAUGAGAUAGACAAAGAGGGCAGCGAAGCCUUUGUGUGA
This is a messenger RNA of Heterobasidion irregulare TC 32-1, 1704 nucleotides long. RefSeq lists its product as uncharacterized. The record is from RefSeq and is a predicted model, not a curated record. The transcript is spliced from 5 exons. Lineage: Eukaryota; Fungi; Basidiomycota; Agaricomycetes; Russulales; Bondarzewiaceae. The coding region runs from base 1 to 1704 and encodes 567 amino acids.